AGAACAGCUCGACGACAGUGAGUGUGAAUCUACCUUUAUUAUAAGGUGUCUUUUUCAAAUUUCCAUUCUCGAGUCUUGAACUGGUAUCUGAAUUGGUCUUGAUUGUUGUCUCAUGCCUUUAGCUGCAAACAGUUGCAAAAAAAAUAUUUCUGCAUAAAAAAACAUAGUCCAUAGAUGAUCUGUGAGUUUAGGUGAUUAAAGAACAAUUAGUGAAUGUGAAUUUGUGGCCAAUGCUAGUUUUUUUGGUUAUCUUUGGAAAAAAACAUAAAUAGCUUAAUAAAAUCUUAAUCUCUUUCAUUAUAAUAAACAUAUAUUGAGAUAAAAAAAUAUCCAACUAAAAGUUGUAUUUAUAGUGAUUAUAAUGAAAGGUGGAAUUGUUGUUAUUCGCCAGUUGACUGACGUCACAGAAAAACGUGCGCUUAUCCCGUACAAUCUAAUCUUAUCGGAAAAAUAUAAAGAUGCAAUGAACGCUUCAACAACACGAUUUGAAAUAAUGAAGAUGAUUAAAAUUCAUUCCGAUCCCAAAGAUGAAAUAGUGGAGCCAGUUGUGCCAGUUAAUGAUAAUUACCUAGCUAAAAUAUUCACGUAUGUGCCAAAAUGUGAAAGACCAAAACUUGCAUUGGUAUGCAAACAAUGGAAAAAAACCUUUGAUGAUUCUUGGUUUAAAGUCAAAAAAAUUGAAAUAAUUUAUUGGCGAUAUGAUGAGUAUCCAAAUUGUUUAGAUAAAUAUCCAACAAGCGAUGGAGGAUUCUGUCUUAUAAAGUCACUGCUUAUUAAAUAUGGUUGUUAUUUAACAACAUUAGACUUGACAGCUUAUGGGAAUUGUAACAUAGUGCCAGUUAUCAAUGAAUUGUGUCCAAACCUCGUAACACUUCGCUUGAGAUUCACCAACAUGGACAAACUAAUACUAGCCAAUUCAUUCACACGUCUAUCCAAACUAAAAUCAUUAACAAUUAUAUUUCAAAAUAUAAAGACUUUUCUGGUGCUUCCCACUGUUGCUUUAUUCAAUUCAUUGAGAAACGUUGCUAAUACAUUGACUAAUCUAAAUUUGUUAAAUUGGCUUGAUGAAUUAGUAGACAUCCCUAAUUUAACAAGAGCAAUCAAUGAUGUGAUUCGUGACUUAAAGGCUCUGAAAAAGUUGGAACUUGCUGGUAUAGGAAUUUCUGUUGAUAUAUUCAAUUAUCUGACAGAAAAUGGAAUUGUAUAUUCUAACCAUACUAUAUUCCUUAAAAAGACUCUUUUUGUAUCAGAUCCAUUCAUAAAUAUCAAGGUAUUGAAUAUGAUGGGAUGUCGAAUAACAGAUGAUACAUUGUAUACUAUUGCCAAUACUUUCAAGCACUUGACAUUAUUAAAGAUAAUAAGUCACCUGGUAACCGAUGAUGGUGUAGUAGCACUUUCAAAGAUGAUUAAUUUACAAUAUUUAAUUUUUGGUGGCAAUACUAACAUCACUGAUUCUUCAGUCAAACUGCUGAAAAACCUGAUAAGAUUAUGCUUACCAACCAGCGAUAAAGUUACUGAUGAUUCAGUCUUAACAGUUAUUGAAAAUUCACCAAAGAUAGACGUGCUCUCUGUUUACGGCACCAAGGUGACUGCUGAGUUAGUAAAAAAAGCAGCAGCAAUAUCAAAUAAGCGAGAAAGACGUCUUAUCUUGUGUGUUGCAUCGAUGCCAGAUAUACAACAAUAUGAAUCACCAUAUUUUGAAUUGCGUAUGAUUCGUAAAAUAAUGGAAAAAAAAAUGGUACAUGUCGGUACAAGUGCUCAUGGAGAUAAUGGGCUCACAACGAGUGCAAGAGGGCAAGCACAAAUCUCAUAAUCGCGAGUUUUCUCAUUUGGCACUGGUUUCGAAAUUUACUAUUUACAUUUUGAAAUAUAACACGAAAUACCAUUCAUUAAAUAUAAUAAUCAUAGAUUAAGAAAAAAAAAAUCAAUUGCAUAACUCUAUGGUUCUAUAAUUUUAUAAUAAGCCUUAUCAAUUUUCAAAAAUUUAUAUUAUAUAUAAUAUAUAAUAUCCAUAUGAUAUAUAUAUAUAUAUAUAAACUUUGAAAAUGACUUAAAAAAAAAAAGAAGUUGAAUAACAACUGUUGGCAAUUGAAAUAAUAGACCUAGAAAUUAUAUAUUGUACUUGAUAAAAUUUGAAUUAAAAAUAAAAGUAAAUAAACAAUAAUAAAAAAGUUAAC
This is a messenger RNA of Aphidius gifuensis, 2177 nucleotides long. RefSeq lists its product as uncharacterized. Gene Ontology annotation, biological process: SCF-dependent proteasomal ubiquitin-dependent protein catabolic process. Bases 362 to 1813 code for a protein of 483 amino acids. Gene Ontology annotation, cellular component: SCF ubiquitin ligase complex. Lineage: Eukaryota; Metazoa; Arthropoda; Insecta; Hymenoptera; Braconidae. The transcript is spliced from 4 exons. Gene Ontology annotation, molecular function: protein binding. The record is from RefSeq and is a predicted model, not a curated record.